AUGUGUAUGAAAGCCCAGUGUUCUACCUGCCUCCUGGCAUCCAUUCAUUUGCUGAUCGUAUCAGACAAAACCACCUGGUGGGGCUGUGGAAGCCACAUUCCUUCCGUGAUGGACUCGAUUCCCGAGUCCGAGUGGUGCUCUUGUGAGCCUCAGGUUGAGAGAGAGGGAAAGAAAUACCCUCCCAAGGCUGCACAGAACGCCUGA
Molecule: messenger RNA, 204 nt
Organism: Penicillium manginii
Lineage: Eukaryota; Fungi; Ascomycota; Eurotiomycetes; Eurotiales; Aspergillaceae
Exons: 2
Coding region: 1-204 (67 amino acids)
Source: RefSeq, a predicted model, not a curated record